Molecule: messenger RNA, 345 nt
Organism: Salvia splendens (bonfire salvia)
Lineage: Eukaryota; Viridiplantae; Streptophyta; Magnoliopsida; Lamiales; Lamiaceae
Product: 50S ribosomal protein L35, chloroplastic
Exons: 3
Coding region: 1-345 (114 amino acids)
Biological process (GO): translation
Cellular component (GO): ribosome; large ribosomal subunit
Molecular function (GO): structural constituent of ribosome
Source: RefSeq, a predicted model, not a curated record
AUGGCUGCCAUCUUUUCUUUCCGUCUCACAACGCUUGCUCCGCACUCCGCAACACUCCCAUCCACACCGUUAAUCAACAAACGCGCCUCCUUGUCCCUCAAUCUCAGUUACCCCCGCUCCAUUUGCGGCCUCCGCCCCCUCCUUCUCACCCAAACCCUCCAUGGUGGCUUCCGCGUCACGGGGAGCGGGAAGAUAAUGAGGAGGAGAGCAGGGAAGCAGCAUUUGCUCAGGAAGAAGAACACCAAGAGGAGAUUGAGACUCUCUAAAUCGAUCCAAGUUGAUCGCAGCGAUUACGACAACGUGAUAGGCGCCUUGCCCUAUUUGAAAGUAAACCGGGCUAACUGA